Megalopta genalis is the source of this 1809-nucleotide messenger RNA. The record is from RefSeq and is a predicted model, not a curated record. Lineage: Eukaryota; Metazoa; Arthropoda; Insecta; Hymenoptera; Halictidae.
UCAGUACGUUCCUCGCGAAUGUUCUUCGCAUUCUGAAUGGCGUGCAGUUACUUCAUCCAAUGUGCUUCGAAUAACAAUUACCAUUUACGGAGUACAGGUCGCAUGCGAAAUAAAAGUAGCUUAGACAACGGUACGUUCACAUUUUAUACACGUAUAUCCGAAAAUGUAGCGUUCAUAGAAAUAAUUGAAUGUUCAAUGGUUAAUCAAUAUUUCAAUUGAGAACAGAGGGACGCGGUUGGAGAAUCGAAGAAAUUCACGGAAAAGUUUAUUUUAAGUAUGUAAAGGUUUCAGGGAAAGGGGGAAACUCGCUCACGCGAAACCAGCGCUCACGGUAUUGUAGAGUAAGCGAAUAUACAUAUCCAUAGAAUAUGUUCGGUAUGGUGUUGCGAUUCCUGUCAGUUGGUCGCUGUGUAGCAUCGCACGCGCUGUACAGAAGCGUUGCAGGGUGGGUUCGUUAAUCUGUGUAAAGAUAACGUUUUCAAUUAGACAGUUGACAGUAUGAUUCUAACAGGAUCCUUGUGGUUUGACAACAAAGUGGUGUACUUCAAUCUUCGUGGCAUUGGACAACGAUCAUCUUUUCAGUGAAUCAUUGCUACGGAAUCUUUUUUAGGGGUGAAUUAUUGAAGAAUUCUAUCAGUAUCCCUCAGGUACCGGGUGGGGUAAAUAAAAUCUACACUAAAUACGAAGUACAGAGUUACGUUUUGUAAAUCUUACGGUAUCGUUUGAUAAUAACGAACCGUACAGUUGAUCUACAUUUGGAUGGUUAUAUAAGAAUAUGUGUCGAAGUUUUGUCCGACGAAAGUUGACUCAGUCACCAGAGACGAGAUAAGUAGAGUGCAAGAAGCCAUUGUGAAUUCAGGUGAAUGAGGGUUUAGAUCAAUAAACCUUUGUUCCGAGCGGUGCCAUUUCAACGGUGCCAUUGUCUGUAAACAAAAAAACCGCUAUUAGUUAUCGUCUGAUAAUUGUUGCAGUUAUAUUGUUAAAUUGUUCGCGUUCUAUAGCAGUACGUACGCAUCCGUAACCUAUGACGCUAUGAAGUAUGCAGACCUUAACUACAGAAGCAAUCGGUUGCAUCGGAAAGUGUACUUCCGGUCUGAGCCGCAAAGAAUUAGAUCGCAUCACAGAUAAUAUACAAAGAACUCUGUCCCAUCCGCGAGGCAAACAAAUUUUCACAAAGUACUUGGAGAAACGAGAUUUAAAGAACGAGAUUGAAUGCUUGAACUUAUACGAGACCUGCUGCGGGUUUAUAGAUGAAUUGGGGAAGGAACCACCGCUAGAAGUAUUAAAAGCCCGCAUCCAGGCAGUGAAAAAUAUGGCAGAGGAAUUGGACGGUGUUACUGAAAUAGAUAGGGCUCUUCUGGAGAGUCUCGUUGAAGCUAUAAAUAGUGAGUCGAGCCUUGCAUCGUUAGCUGUUCUAAAGGACACCAGAGAUCGGUGUCGAGAUCAUUUGAAGAAAAUCCAUAGGAGUUUCAAGAAAUACGUGUCAGAGCCGUGUCCACUGAGAAAAUGAUCAACGAGUGAAUAUUUGUAACUAGCAUUCCUUCGCGCAUUGACCGAUUCUUGGUCUCAGAGUUGUAUUUUAUUGAGGAAAACUGUAAGCCGAAUGUUCUGUACGCUAUUCACGUGUGAUGCUGAUCUCUACUAUAUCAUCGGCUCCUGUAUACAUAUUUAUUUAACUAUUUCGGUACGAGCGCGCUGUCCGCCGUGACACUACCACUAUACAGGGUGCUGCGACGAAAAUGCGCGCACAGCACAGGGUCUCUCUCUCAGUCCACUUUUGUACGAAAAUUUUCAUAAGCUUUAAGUAAU